Molecule: messenger RNA, 1947 nt
Organism: Akanthomyces muscarius
Lineage: Eukaryota; Fungi; Ascomycota; Sordariomycetes; Hypocreales; Cordycipitaceae
Exons: 7
Coding region: 1-1947 (648 amino acids)
Biological process (GO): DNA-templated transcription; regulation of DNA-templated transcription
Molecular function (GO): zinc ion binding; DNA binding; DNA-binding transcription factor activity, RNA polymerase II-specific
Source: RefSeq, a predicted model, not a curated record
AUGGCUCCUCCCCGCAAAUCCAGAUCUCGCGUUGCCUGCCAACACUGCCAUGCACGCAAGGUCAAGUGCGACGUGGCGGAGACACAGAUACCGUGCUCCAACUGCCGCCAGAAUCACAAUGGGGCAAUGUGCGUGGUGCUGCCGCGCAAAAAGCACAGACCUCGUAGAAGACGCGAUGCAUCCGGCGAGCUAGCCGAACUGCCUAGCGUGGCCACACCAAUUGAUAGUUCGCGAAGCGCAACUGGAAUGUCACUUGCGGCAGAACCAGACUCCGUCGAUAGUAACGGCCAUGAAACGUUGGAAGAUGCAACAUUCGACCCCAGCCUCCCUGACGCUCCUCAACGUGCGCGUAUAGCCGCACCGACCAAGCCGCCCGCUCGUAAAGCAUACGAGGUAGAGUACAUGCGGCACCAAGGCGUCUUCAAGCAGCUUCCCGAAGAUGUAUGCGAAAUACUGCUUCGACAAUAUUUUGAACAUGUCCACUUUUUCCUCCCCGUUCUCGAUGCAUCGACACUUCUCAAUGAGUACUCGUCGCGUGGAUCGCAAGGCAUCGAUCCAUUGCUACUAUGGAGUAUAUUUUUGGCGUCUGCAAAUUUUGUAAAUGACGGGCUUCUUCGCAGAGCUGGGUUCUUAUCUAGAAAGGAAAUGAAGACGGCCAUGUACGAACGUGCCAAGUGUCUUUACGACCUUGACCAAGGAUCGGACAAACUGACUCUGAUACGAGCAGUGACCCUUCUCGCGUUCUGGUAUUCAGAUCCUCAAGACCACACAGGGGCGUGGUACUGGAUUGGGAUUGCCAUCUCACUCGCGCAAGCCAUCAAUCUUCACCGCGCCUCUGGUCCAGGCGCACGAAACCAAAAAUCAUCGCCAAGCUCCGAAAGCGUGGCGCGUCGCAUAUGGUGGUCGCUGGUGGUUCGGGAUCGGUGGAUUGCUGUGGCAAAAGGCCGACCAAUGCGCAUUCGCAACGAUAGCCAUGAUCUGCUGAUGCCUACACACGAAGAUGUUCACUCGGAACUGCACCAGCUGAAGGAGCAAACAUUUACAAACUUCAUUUCGAACGAUUCUUCAUCCAUGACAGAGAUGUGGCUACGCAUGGUCCGAAUCAGCGACGGCCUAGGCGAUGUCCUACAGCUUCAUUAUCGUAUCAAAGGACCAGAGCCAUCCAUGGAGGAAGUCGAUCAGCUGUCGCACCACCUCGAUGAAUUAAAACUGAGAGACAAACUUGAUAAGUAUAAUGACUUUCUCAAAGCACAUGGCCUACAGAUUGAGCUACUCUACGAGGCCACCAUCGCGAUACUUUAUCGACCGUACGUUCUGAGUGCGACUGAUCCGUCUACGCCGGAUCCAGAACAGCAAUGGAGGCGAAACGCAAUCCGCCGCGGCCGUGAGGCUGCCUCUAGCACAAACAACCUUUUGGAACAACUAAUUGAGUUGGACGCCGUCAAGUGGCUGAAACCGAUGAUGAUCACCGCGAUGGUGCCAGCAACGCAGAUUCACCUCGCAGACUGCAAGUCUGAUAGUAGCUUGAUCCGCGGGUUGGGGCGCAACAAGCUACAGCUCUGCAUGCUCGUCUACGCCGAUCUUCGAUCCACGUAUUGGAGCGCCGACGUCAUGUAUCGGCUGUUCCAGCGAGCACAAACCCUUGUGGGCUCUGGGGCCGCACCCGCGCGGUCCGCAACUCCCGAGGGCGAGCUGGAGCAGGCCACCCAGCAACUUGUUCACGAAAGUCAACAAGCCAGCGCGCUGAUGAUGCAGCAAACUUCGGCACUACCGGCCGCCGCCGAUCCAACGGCUCUUUUUGUAGCUGGGCCUUCUCCGCAGUUUAGUGACGUGGAGCAGCUCCUUAGUCCGGGGUUCGCGUUGUCUGAAGAUGUGUUCCUGGGCUUCUUCGCGGAUUAUCCGGCCGGCAAUUAUGGCCAGCCGUCGUCAAUGCCGAAUUAUUACUAG